This is a messenger RNA of Mercurialis annua (annual mercury), 876 nucleotides long. RefSeq lists its product as uncharacterized. NCBI's taxonomy places the organism in Eukaryota, Viridiplantae, Streptophyta, Magnoliopsida, Malpighiales, Euphorbiaceae. The transcript has 3 exons. The record is from RefSeq and is a predicted model, not a curated record. The coding region runs from base 1 to 876 and encodes 291 amino acids.
AUGGGUGGUCCCGACGUUCCUAUUGCCCACAUUAUUCCUGGCGACAUUGACGUGGAUGGGGCUCCUGUUGAUAUUCCCAUGGCUCCCGCCGAGAUAGCGUUGCCUGAGAUUAUUGUUGUAGAUGAUGAUGAAUCGGCUGAUCCAGUAGGUGACGAGGCGGUUCCGUCACUACUUCCCCCUCUAGCAUCAUUUAUCGUCUCGGGGGGAGUUGGGGGUGCGGCUUCAGAGGGGCCGGUUGUUGCUGAUUCGGGAGAGAUUUCUCUAGGUCGAGACCUGGAUUCUCCGUCUAGGAAAAGACGUCGAGUUGGCGAGGGUUCUCCAACGAGGGAGAGUUUUCCUGGAAGCUCUUCUUCUGCUCCAGACUUGGUUCAGUGGGUCGAAGGUCAGGAUCCUGCCAGUUUGCUGAAUCCUAGAGUGCUAGCGGAAUAUAUCCGGACUUUGGCGAUUCCUGCUGAUGUUACGUGGUUUUGUGGUAGGCCGGGUCAAGAGCUUUCCGAUCUGGCUUGUUUUCAUGGUUUCUCUGCUCUUCAAUCUGUUCUGGUAUUGAACGACCGCCGACAGUGUGCCGAGGAGGAGGUCGAGCGUCUGUCUUCUCUUUUGGCGACUUCCGAGUCUGAAAGGGCGAAAUUGAAGGCCUCUUUGGAAGAGCAUGAUUCCCUUCUGGCGCAGCUCAAGGCGCAGGAUGCGAUUAAUGAUCGCCAAGUGAAAGUGAUCGAGAAAAAGACCGAUGACUUGACUCAAGAGAUUGAGGAGCUCAUUCGGAUCAAUUCCCUUGUUGGUGGGGAGAGGGACCAUCUGAGAUCGGAGGUUGAAGCAUUUCGCUGUGUGGAUCUUGUGCCGCUGCAUUUGGUGUUUGUUCUUCAGUGCUUAGGUUGA